This is a messenger RNA of Ramularia collo-cygni, 1266 nucleotides long. RefSeq lists its product as uncharacterized. The record is from RefSeq and is a predicted model, not a curated record. The transcript has 2 exons. Lineage: Eukaryota; Fungi; Ascomycota; Dothideomycetes; Mycosphaerellales; Mycosphaerellaceae. Bases 1 to 1266 code for a protein of 421 amino acids.
AUGGCCGAGCCAGCACCUCAGGUUAUGCCACAUGGUGCUUUAUCUCCUCCCGAUACCUCCACAACUCACGGAACUGUAACCAGAGGAACUCCUGCAGUUGUAGUUGCAGUUGCCAAUGUUCCAAAGGCGAAGGAGGUGAAGGAGGUGAAGGAAGCAGAAGACGCCAAAGAACAGCAAAUGAAGGAGGAUGCUACGAAAGAUGCCGCCACACCCGUCGCUCUGCCUCCAGAACCUGUUACUGGAGUUACCAGAACCUUUACAACACACGCUGGGGAGACUGUCACCGUUGCGGAGCUUCCAACCUCCGCAAAGCAUGAAGAUAUGCCUGCAACUGUUCCCGAUGCUGGUCACACCAACAUCGAGUUUGAAGACAGUUCCGUAAAGGUCAACCCAAUCGUGGAAUCCACCAAGCCAGCCACUCUUCCGUCUGAGUCUGUCACCCCUGUGGCGAAGAAAGGAGAUGUAGUUCAGCCUACUCAGGCGGCUGACAAUCCCUUCUUAAAGAGACAGCACGUUCCCGAGCCUCCAAAACGAGUAGACUGGGUCAAGAUGGCUGAAAACCGAGCAGCGCAAAGGAAACGAAGCCUCAAUGUUGCUGAGCAAACUCAACUGCGAGAUCGUGGUCUCCCACAAGGCCCUCUCCACAGCGUCGAAGAGAUUGACACGUCAGAGAGCUCCAUGCAACUGGACGCGAUGGAAUACGCCGUAGGGAUCUUUCCGCAAUACUUCGCCAGCGAAGAAACGACUCUCGAUGUGCAAGUCAUAUUCCGCAACGAAGGCCUCACCAGCAUCAGCAGCCAUGCAUUCGCAGACAAGAUGGGAACUCACAUUUUCACUCUGGAUCGUAGGCCAGGCUUACUAGGAGACAGAGAGCUCCGCGACAGGUCCAACAUGUUCCUUUUCGGUAUACACAAGCGAAGAUUUCGCCGGCCAAGGCAGUGGUACAUCAAGACCGGCUCAGAACAUGGAAUCCGAGUUAGGUCGAGCUGGAAACGCCGCAACAAAAAUAUCACCCUCGCCUUCACGAAUCAGCCGGACGGACAGGACAUGAAAAUGCUGCUGAAGGGCAAUGAGCUGCACCUUGACUCUACUGCGGUGUCCCCGGUCGUGGCUAUCAUCGAUCCGAAUCUGCUGAGAGUGGCAAAGGGAUUGGAUCUGACGAUUGCUUGUGUUGCAUCCGCUGUACGUAGUGAAUCGUAUGCGCCGAGACCUGGUGGAUCUUUGAAGUCGACGAAGAGUUCAUUGUUGAGUCGCUGGGAAAAGUAG